AUGCGCUCACACUCACUUGUUGCGGCUCUGACCGCCGCCGUCGCCGCUCCCGGCUUCCAAGGGGCAACUGUCUUAGCGCGUGUCAUCGAUGAGAGGUCCUCAAACCAGGUCGCUUUCGUCAACGUCUCGGUGUCGACUCUGUGGACCAACCCAAGCAAGCCUCGUCCCGUGGACCAGCCCGCGCUCGAGAGCCCUGUCGACAUUCAGAAGUGGCUGGACUCGAUGACCGUCGACGAGUUCAGAGACUUGACGAGCAGCUCACGGACUCAGACGCAAGCUCUGUACGGCACGAAAGUGUACAUUACCGGAAGAAAUGACACCUGGUGCCAACUCGCCGUCACCGGCCAACCCUCACCAAGCAAUGACCUCGGGUACCCGGGUUGGGUGCCCUGCAGCCAGGUGACGACGGAUGCUGGCAAGUAUGGGCAUCUGCAAGAGACCCGGCCCUUUGCGCUGGUAAAGAAGGGCCCGACCGUCGGUCUGUACCGCGACGCCUCUUUGAAGCACAAGAUCAUGGACGUCUCGUUCGACACCCGUCUGCCGGAGGUCGGCCGGACCGGCAAGGCCAUUCGGGUCGCCGUGCCCGGUGGAUCGGCAUAUCUGUCGAGUAACGACGCCAAGGUCUACAAGAAGGCUUCGGACAUCCCCUACCCCACGGGAGAGGACCUCGUGGAGACCGGAAAGAUCUUCCUCGGGCGCCCCUAUCUGUGGGGUGGCACCUCCGGGUACGCCUUUGACUGCUCCGGCUUCACCCACACCAUCUACGACUCCCACGGCAUCACCAUCGGCCGCGACGCGGGCCCCCAAGCAUACUUUACCGGCCACGGAAAGCCCGUCGAGCGUGAGGACCUUCAGGCGGGCGACCUCAUCUUCUAUGCGUCGAAUCUCACCGAUGCGACGUCCAUCUACCAUGUCGCCAUGUUUGCGGGCGACGGCAACAUGCUGGAGGCGUAUGCAGCGGGGACGCCGACCCGCCUCACCCCUGUGCGCUUCAACGACGACUACUGGGGCGCUGAGCGGUUCCUGCACCACAAGAAUUAG
Messenger RNA from Purpureocillium lilacinum, 1041 nucleotides. RefSeq lists its product as uncharacterized. NCBI's taxonomy places the organism in Eukaryota, Fungi, Ascomycota, Sordariomycetes, Hypocreales, Ophiocordycipitaceae. The record is from RefSeq and is a predicted model, not a curated record.